Biomphalaria glabrata is the source of this 808-nucleotide messenger RNA. RefSeq lists its product as uncharacterized. NCBI's taxonomy places the organism in Eukaryota, Metazoa, Mollusca, Gastropoda, Planorbidae. The transcript has 5 exons. Bases 305 to 649 code for a protein of 114 amino acids. The record is from RefSeq and is a predicted model, not a curated record.
AAAUUUUCCGCGCGCUCUUACGAGUGAGUGUAGAUAUUGAGACAAUGAGAACUUCGUAGUUGGUUGAACUGUAGCUGUUGUUUAGUGUAGCCAGACCUGAUCCUACAUUAGAUCAGAAACUAAAAGACAAUCAAAGACUUACACGAAACAAAACAAGGAAGAAGUAAGCAAAAGUAAAAACUAGAUGCUGGUUCUUGGCGAUGACGUAUUGACGUAAAACUUAUCUUGUGUUGGACAUUUGACACAUUUCACAGCUUCGAGAUUUGAAUUUGUUUCUGCUAGCACUAGACAACCAGCUCACACAAUGGCUGCCUCAGUACAGACCUUGAGUUUUUUGAUGUUUUGUUUUGUCUUGGUGUCAGCAUUAUCAUCGGCAGAUUUACAGACUCUCAAGUCACUUGAUCAGUUUGCGCAGUCUUCUCACAGCCGAGAUACAGAUAUUAUGAUACUGGCCAUCUGUUGGGACGGUCAGGCGUUUAUUGACGAAUGCCAAAAACACAAAGGAUUAAUUCAACAACUCUUAUACAAACUUUUAUCUAAACUCAAGACACAAACACGAAUCAGUGACAAUGAUGAAGAGGAACAAGAUCAAAGAAUUCCACUCAAAAACCGCAGGGAUGAUGCGUCUGGUUUCUAUAGUAACUGGUAGCCUACUACUUCGAGUAGGCCUACUCAUUGUAAGCGUUUGUUGUGUUGUUAGGCUGAUGCACACACACACACACACGUUCAGGCUAUCAUUGUUGAAAGCAGAAGACGGAAACAAGCUUGUUAAACUGAAGACACUGAAAUAAAACACAUUCUAAACUAA